CUCUUCCCUCGCGCCGUCGCCGGCAAGGGCUUCCUCUCGGUGCCCGUCGGCACGGUCAACAAGCCCAAGAAGGACAAGGCGAAGCGACAAGACGGCACGAUUCUACAACAAUUGGAAAAUAAAGAGUUCUUCUACGCGGCCGAAAUCGAAUUCGGCACGCCGCCACAGCCCGUCGUCGUGCUCGUCGACACGGGCUCCAAUGAGCUCUGGGUCAACCCCGACUGCAACACGGCGCCGUCGCUGGAGCAGGAGGCGCAAUGCAAGUCCUUUGGCGAGUACAACCCCGACAAGUCUAGCACGCCGCCCAUCGGGCCCUUCGGCAAGGAGACGAUCAACUACGGCGACGCCUCGGACCCGACGACGCAUACAUCGGCGACUAUCCGCUACUACACCGAGACGCUGGGCUUCGGCGGUUCCAACAUCACAAACCAGACGUUCGGCAUCGUCGAGACGUGGAAUGGCAUCUCGCAGGGCAUCCUGGGUCUCUCUCCCGACCUGCGCGGCGGCUUCGACAGCGACAAGCCCUACAGCCUGGUGCUCACGUCCAUGGCCGACCAGGGCGUCAUCAACAGCCGCGCAUUCGCCCUCGACCUGCGCCACUCCGAGGCCGAGACGGGCGCCGUCAUCUACGGCGGCCUGGACCGCAACAAGUUGAUCGGCGAGCUGGAGAAGACUCCAUCCAGUUUGGGGCUAAAA
Messenger RNA from Ilyonectria robusta, 696 nucleotides. RefSeq names its product aspartic peptidase domain-containing protein. The annotation marks the transcript as partial. The record is from RefSeq and is a predicted model, not a curated record. Gene Ontology annotation, molecular function: aspartic-type endopeptidase activity. NCBI's taxonomy places the organism in Eukaryota, Fungi, Ascomycota, Sordariomycetes, Hypocreales, Nectriaceae. The transcript is spliced from 2 exons. Gene Ontology annotation, biological process: proteolysis.